Messenger RNA from Linum trigynum, 1998 nucleotides. The record is from the annotation of a GenBank genome assembly. Lineage: Eukaryota; Viridiplantae; Streptophyta; Magnoliopsida; Malpighiales; Linaceae.
AGACCAUGCUCGAUCCACAUACAAUAUAGCUUCUUUAGUUGCUAAGGCACUCUUUAUUCCCGGUUGACUACCGGAAGAUGACCGUGGAGCAAAAAAAGUGUCAACCGAACCCGUAGACACAUUAGGAGCAACUCUUUUAGCACUAUUAUCAUCUUGUGCACUAGAAGAAUUUGUAUCACGAGGUUCUUUAAAUCCAGCUUUGACAACUUCAGAUUUCUUCUUACUAGUUUCAUAACUAGUCAAUAGCUUUUGCAUGUUUUGGCUCACCUCUUCCGGAACCAUUGAGCAUCUUGCAUUAUCCACACUAACACCAGCUAGAUGUUUUUUCAUUCUAGUGAUUCCUCCGCCUCUAAAUUCUUUUUGACAAUAGAGAUAAGUGAGUACCUCCACUUUUCCAAUCUGAUGCAAGGAACAAUGAGCCCAAGUUGGAUCACUUUUGCUUCGUACACCCUUUGCGGUAACCUUCAAAUUACUAGGAGUUGCUCUUUUAUCAACUGAUCAGGCUUCUUCCCCACUAGCCAUUGUUGCCAAAACAGUCAAAAUUCUCAUUAGAAUAAACCUAAAACGAAAAGGAAAGCCCAUAAUCAUAGUUCAAAAUUCAAAUAUGAAUGCAGCCAUGUCUCUGUGCUCUCUUUAAUUCCUAGUUCUACUUCUACACUUCAUUCGAUCCAAAACUGAUACUGGCUUGCAAUUGGGUGGAUCAAUUUUCUAAGAUUAAGGUUGUCUUUGUAUGGCAAAUAGUUAAGUAAGAAAGAACGACAGUAGUAAGUAUAAUACUUUUGCUUUUGGCAGCUGCGUUUUCAAGGCGGAUGUAGUGGUGCUAGUGAGCAAGAAACUCUACAUUCGCAUAUCUACUUCUACCAACCAAUUCGUUUAAUUUAUCAUCACACAUAAUAUAAAGAAACUUGGACUAUUUGCGGUAGUGGAGGGCAAUUGGGACAGAGUUCGUUUUCUUCUGAUAUAAUAUGGGUUCUUCUCUGUUAAUUGCGUUUUGGGUUGUGCCGUUGUGAAGAAUUCAAGAAUCUUACCUAUGUCCUAUGUCGCGCGUUCUUGAACAGUCAACACUGGAGGAGCGGAGGCCGGAGAGGAGCAAUAGAGGGGCGGAGAGGAGCGGCGUAGAGGAGCAGCAGAGGCCGGAGAGGAGCAACGGAGCGCCGGAGAGGAGCAGCGGAGCAUAUCAGGUCGGUGGAGCGGAGCAAAGCAGGGAGCGCGGCGUGUUGCCUUGCCGCCGCUCGCUGGUCAUGGGCUCGGCGGUUCCUGGUCGCCGGUCGCCAGAGGAGAAAUGGAGAAGAGGAGGAGCGCCGGAUCGAACUAAAGAAGAAGAGGAGAACUGGAGAACUGCGAAGAAGAAACGAACGCGGCGACUGUGUUUCGUUUGAUUGAUUAGGGUUUUGACAAUAUGACUUCGUUUUUUGUGUGUGCUAAUAUGACGACGUUUUCUUUCCAUUACCCUGCCCCCGGUUAGACCAAAACCGGACGGUAUUUCGGUUUAAACCGUUUAAACUUUUUAAACCGGCCGACGCGAUAUUCUGCACCCAAGCACGGUGUCGUAUCUCCCAUGCUCUGGUUCCCGGUUUUAUCGGUUCAACCGGCCGGUACGAUCCGGUUUCCUUUAUCAUGCUGAAAUCUCACCAAAAACUCCGACAACUGUCAUUUUUCAUCGAUUUCGGCGGCUUCAGACUACCCAAACCAAAAUCCAAUACUAGACCCACUAUCCCUCGUGCAGAUGAGCCUUCGCUGAACUUUUGGAGCGAUUUGGAUCAACUUUUUUUUCCGGUGAGGCGAGUUUCGGCGUGCUUCUGACGAAGCUUCAAUGAGCCUCCCUGACUAGUUUUUCGUGCAUUUUUCGACUCCUUCGCCACCUCCUCACCUUCCUCUUUGAUCCUACUUGAGUGUCCACGUGUGCUUUGAACUUUUACCUUGUUAAUUUUUGAGAAUCAGAUUAGGGUUCUAGGUGAGGGGAUUUUGUGAUUUAAUGCAUAAAUGUUGAAAUUAGGC